Molecule: messenger RNA, 420 nt
Organism: Rotaria socialis
Lineage: Eukaryota; Metazoa; Rotifera; Eurotatoria; Philodinida; Philodinidae
Source: the annotation of a GenBank genome assembly
AUGAACAAACGCAUUUUAAUCGGUAUCGCAGUGUUUGGUACAGCUUUGAUUAUCACACUUGCUAUAGCGCUGCCGUUGGGUCUUCGUCGAAAAUCCCCACCUAAAACUCCUGAUUUAUCUUCGAGCUCCAUCAACGCAGAUAUAAAAGACCCUAAAAUUAUGGAAAUUAAUGGCGUAAGCGUAUUUGGUGUGAAAGACUUCUCCGGAAAUCUUCAGUUGAUAUAUGCGAUCGAAACAGAUACUGCUAUUUAUACAAUCAAUCGUUACCGUAUCACUCAGAUACGAUCAAAUAAUAUUACUCUUCUAUUCAACUACAAUAGGACGAGUGAACAGUAUACAGUCAAUAUUGUUUCUGAAAAUGGUUCCUAUGAGAUCACAGCUUACUAUCAGUCACCCGCUGACUCGUAUCCACUGCCUUAA